Messenger RNA from Branchiostoma floridae (Florida lancelet), 2652 nucleotides. RefSeq names its product sodium/glucose cotransporter 4-like. Gene Ontology annotation, molecular function: D-glucose:sodium symporter activity. Gene Ontology annotation, biological process: transmembrane transport; sodium ion transport. The coding region runs from base 54 to 2015 and encodes 653 amino acids. The record is from RefSeq and is a predicted model, not a curated record. Lineage: Eukaryota; Metazoa; Chordata; Leptocardii; Amphioxiformes; Branchiostomatidae. Gene Ontology annotation, cellular component: plasma membrane. The transcript has 14 exons.
UUGGCGGUUAGCUUCUAGAGGAACGCAGAAACUCUGUCGUAUGUACCACCACCAUGGCGGGAGUUCAGAUCGAGGUGGCCGACAUUAUCAUCAUAGUACUGUACUUCAUACUGGUUCUUGCAGUCGGACUAUGGUCGAUGUGGCGGUCCAACCGAGGCAGUGUCAAAGGGUACUUCCUGGCGGGAAAGAACAUGUGGUGGUUUCCGGUUGGAGCGUCUCUGUUUGCCAGUAACAUCGGCAGUGAACACUUUGUGGGACUGGCCGGGACCGGAGCGGCGGCUGGGAUCGCUGUGGGACAGUACGAGUGGAACUCCCUGUUUAUCGUCCUCCUGCUGGGCUGGGCGUUCGUGCCCAUCUACAUCUCGGCGGGAGUGUACACCAUGCCCGAGUACCUCACGCGCCGGUUCGGUGGACAGCGGCUCCGGACUUACCUCGCCACCCUGUCUCUGUUCCUCUAUAUCUUCACUAAGAUAUCGGUGAACAUGUACGCAGGCGCAGUGUUCGUCCAACAGGCUCUGGACUGGGACCAGUAUCUGUCAAUCAUUGUUCUACUGGCGGUCACGGCUGUGUAUACUAUACUGGGUGGUCUGAAAGCAGUUAUCUACACCGACACGUUUCAAGUCGUGGUUAUGGUCAUCGGAGGGUUCAUUCUCAUGAUUAUAAGUUUUGUGGAAGUCGGUGGAAUGACGGGUCUUGCGGAGAAGUACUUCGCAGCCAUCCCCGUGACGAACAACACGGCCCUGGCGGCGUGCGGCGCGCCUAAAGCCGACGCCUUCCACCUGUUCCGCCCGGCGGACGACAUGCACCUGCCGUGGCCUGGCGCCCUGCUCGGCAUCACCGCACUGGCCAUCUGGUACUGGUGCACGGACCAGGUAAUUGUCCAACGUUCCCUGUCAGCUAAGAACAUCCACCACGCCAAGGCCGGCAGUAUCGUCUGCGGUUACCUGAAGAUCCUCCCUGUCUUCAUGAUGGUGUUUCCCGGCAUGAUCAGCAGGGCCUUGUACCCAGAUGAGGUAGCCUGUGUGGACCCUGCCAAGUGUAUGGAGGUGUGCAGAAACCCUGUCGGCUGUUCCAACAUCGCUUAUCCAAAACUCGUCAUCGAACUCAUGCCCACAGGUCUCCGUGGACUGAUGCUGGCUGUUAUGAUGGCGGCUCUGAUGAGUUCAUUGACCUCCAUCUUUAACAGCGGCAGUGCCGUCUUCACCAUAGACAUCUGGAAACGAGUCAGGAAACAGGCGUCCGAGAGGGAGCUCAUGUUGGUCGGCAGACUGCUGGUGCUAGUGAUGGUGGGAGUGAGUAUCGUGUGGAUCCCGAUCCUACAGGGUGCGAAAGGAGCCCAGCUGUACCAGUACCUACAGCUCAUCCAGGCCGUCAUCGGCCCGCCUAUCUGCUGCUGCUUCGUACUGGCCGUGGCAUGGAAACGAAUCAACGAGCCCGGCACGUUCUGGGGCCUGAUGGCGGGCCUCGCUGUCGGACUCGUUCGUCUGAUCAUGGAGUUUGCCUACGGAGAACCCGGAUGUGGGGAACCUGACCUUCGACCCGCCAUCUUGUCCAAGGUUCACUUCCUGCACUGUGGGAUCAUCGUCUUCCUGGUGACCUUUAUAGUAACGGUUGUUGUCAGCCUGCUGACUGAACCAAUACCGGACGAAAAGCUGGUUGGUUUGACGUGGUCGACUAUGAGAAAAGAACAAGAGAAAGAAGCAGUAGAAGUCCCAACGGAACACUCUGAUGAUAUCGAGAACCCGGAUGAAAAGAACGAACUUCCGGAUAACCCAGAAGAGGUCGAAAAGAUGGAAGUCGAUGAGAAGGCUGGUGGGAAGCAGGAUGAAGACGAAGCGCCUCCCAAGUGGCUUCGUGUGUACGACUUCAUCUGUGGAACUACGUCAUCAGAGGCUGACCAAUCACAGCAGGCCUUGCCGUCCAUCAAGGAGGACCCAUUCUGGAGGAGGGUCCUAAACAUCAACGCCAUCGUGUGUGUGACUGUCGCUGUUUUCUUAUUCGGAUUCUUCUUCUAGUGUUUGAUAUUGACUCUUUUUUUUUUACUGUGGACCUGGUACUUAGAUUAUAAAAGCAUAUACGGAUAGAUAUAGACUAGACGUUUUGUAUCUUUUACGUUAUCUUAUCUGUGUUUCAGAUAGAUCUGACUAGAUAUUUUGUACGUUUUUAUGUCAUUGUAUCUGUGUUUCUCCUGCAAAUUAGCCUUCGGGCAUGAGUUUGCAAUUUAAUACGUUUAUUAUUCAAACACAUUAGAAAGAGGCAACGUAAUACUUAGAAGUGUAACAUAGUACAUAGGACCGUAUAGGUAACUACUUCGGUUUUUAUGUAUACUGUUGUGCAUGUAUAGACUUGAACGUUAAAUUAUUUCUUAGUCGAUAUAAUUUGGUAGUAUCGUAGCGUUAGCUACAUGUAAACGAUUGGAAAGAAAUCUACCUCUCACUAAAGCAUAGACUUACUUACGUUACUAAACAGACAUGUAAAGUUUUACAUUAGAGGUAACAAACAGUUGUAAAACUGUCUAGUAUCACGUCGACGUGUAUGGCAGAAAUUACAAGUUGUGAUAAUUACUUUUAUAGUUUGAAGAUUUUACACUAACAAGAGAAACAGAAGAUUUUAUGUAUCAUCAUCUUUUUUCAUUAAAGAAUUUAAAACUGU